UUUUAGGGUGAUGAAAUGAAGAAAUUGGGAAUACAGCCGAUUCCUAUGAUGGACAGAGACAAGAAGGAUGAAGUCCCACAAGGCCAGCUUGAGUUCUACAAUGCUGUAGCCAUUCCCUGCUAUACAACCCUUACCCAGAUCCUCCCUCCCACGGAGCCUCUCCUUAAAGCAUGCAGGGAUAAUCUCAGUCAGUGGGAAAAGGUGAUUCGAAGGGAGGAGACUGCAGCUGGGAUUUCAUCCCACUCCUUGGCUCAGAAGGCAGCUGCAUGUGAAGACUGAGCCCUGAUCGCCCGACACGCCGUCCCACCCACAGAUCCUCAUCUUGCUUUGUUGACAUUUUUUCCUUUUUUGGAGGGGGUGGGAGGAACCUACACCUGGUAACUGGGGCGCAGACCUCUUCAAGAAGGUAACAUCAAGUAAAUAAGUCAAGCAAA
This is a messenger RNA of Sapajus apella (tufted capuchin), 434 nucleotides long. Its product is annotated as cAMP and cAMP-inhibited cGMP 3',5'-cyclic phosphodiesterase 10A-like. Lineage: Eukaryota; Metazoa; Chordata; Mammalia; Primates; Cebidae. The transcript has 3 exons. Bases 16 to 279 code for a protein of 87 amino acids. Gene Ontology annotation, molecular function: 3',5'-cGMP-stimulated cyclic-nucleotide phosphodiesterase activity. The record is from RefSeq and is a predicted model, not a curated record. Gene Ontology annotation, biological process: negative regulation of receptor guanylyl cyclase signaling pathway; signal transduction.